Molecule: messenger RNA, 1667 nt
Organism: Lipotes vexillifer (Yangtze River dolphin)
Lineage: Eukaryota; Metazoa; Chordata; Mammalia; Artiodactyla; Lipotidae
Gene: THUMPD3
Product: THUMP domain 3 tRNA guanosine methyltransferase
Exons: 11
Coding region: 64-1587 (507 amino acids)
Biological process (GO): tRNA methylation
Molecular function (GO): RNA binding; tRNA (guanine) methyltransferase activity
Source: RefSeq, a predicted model, not a curated record
GUAACCGGGCGGCGGGUAGGAGUGGCCUGGGACUAUAUUCAGGACCUUGGAAGCACUGCCAAUAUGUCUGAUGUUCAAGAAGCCACUAACCAGCUCCUGGAUGUGAACCUUCAUGAGAACCAGAGGUCUAUACAAGUGACAGAAAGUGGCCUCAGAAGUGAGUCUGAACAUCUUCAAGUCACUAUUGGAGCCACUGUCCCUACUGGUUUUGAGCAAACAGCUGCAGAUGAAGUGAGAGAGAAAUUGGGGUCACCGUGCAAAAUCAGCAAAGACCGGGGCAAGAUAUAUUUUGACAUUUCAGUGGAAAGUCUGGCUCAGGUUCACUGUCUGAGAUCAGUUGAUAACUUAUUUGUGGUUGUUCAGGAGUUUAAGGAUUACCAGUUCAAAGAAACAAAGGAAGAAGUUCUAAAGGAUUUUGAGGACUUGGCUGGGAAGCUUCCCUGGUCAGACCCUUUAAAAAUAUGGAAAAUUAACACAUGUUUCAAGAAAAAAAAAACAAAGCACAAAAAGAUAAAUCAGAAUUCAAGUAAAGAGAAGAUUGAAAGUGGACGAGGAGACAAAACAGAUGAGAGAGAUGUCAAAAAAGAGUUCACUAACAAUGUCUUAGAUUCACAGAUCUUAGACUAUUAUGAAAAUGCAGCCAUCAAAGAUGAGAUAUCAACAUUAGUAGGUGAUGAUUUGACAUCUUGCAAAGAUGAGACUGAGGAAAGCUCAAAAGAAGAAACUGAUCCUGAAAUGCUGAAGUUUAGAGUCACAUGCAACAGGGCAGGAGAGAAACAUUGCUUUUCCUCAAAUGAGGCGGCAAGAGAUUUUGGGGGUGCUGUUCAAGAUUAUUUUAAGUGGAAGGCUGACAUGACCAACUUUGAUGUGGAGGUUCUUUUGAAUAUCCAUGAUAAUGAAAUUGUUGUGGGCAUUGCAUUGACAGAAGAGAGUCUCCACCGAAGAAAUAUCACACAUUUUGGACCCACAACUCUUAGAUCUACUCUUGCCUAUGGGAUGCUCAGGCUCUGUGCUCCUCAGCCUACUGAUAUAAUAGUUGAUCCGAUGUGUGGAACAGGGGCAAUAUCAAUUGAGGGGGCUACAGAAUGGUCUAACUGUUAUCACAUUGCUGGUGAUAAUAAUCCAUUGGCUGUGAAUAGAGCAGCAAAUAACAUCUCAUCUUUAUUGACCAAGAGCCAAGUGAAAGAAGGCAAACUGUCCUGGGGCUUGCCCAUAGAUACUAUUCAGUGGGAUAUCUGCAACUUGCCACUAAGAACUGGCUCUGUGGACAUUAUUGUAACAGACAUGCCAUUUGGAAAAAGGAUGGGCUCCAAGAAGAGAAACUGGAACCUUUAUCCAGCUUGCCUACGGGAGAUGAGCCGUGUCUGUAGGCCAGGGACAGGCCAAGCUGUACUACUGACCCAGGACAAGAAAUGCUUUAUCAAGGCAUUAUCUGGAAUGGGACACCUAUGGCGGAAGGUACAUACCGUCUGGGUCAACAUAGGGGGUCUUCAUGCUGCAGUUUAUCUUCUGAAACGUACACCUCAAACUUUUGUUCAUCCUUCAGAACAAGAUGGAAAAAGAUCUCCUUGUACACAAAGGUGGUGAUGCUUUUCAAAGUCAAACAUAAACCUGUCAAAGUAUUUUUGUUGGCUUCUCUAAAGGACUAGAGAACAAACUGAUGUAUU